Molecule: messenger RNA, 2104 nt
Organism: Pantherophis guttatus
Lineage: Eukaryota; Metazoa; Chordata; Lepidosauria; Squamata; Colubridae
Gene: C1QTNF12
Product: C1q and TNF related 12
Biological process (GO): negative regulation of gluconeogenesis; positive regulation of D-glucose import across plasma membrane; positive regulation of insulin receptor signaling pathway
Molecular function (GO): hormone activity
Source: RefSeq, a predicted model, not a curated record
UUUCUCUCCCCCCCACUCCCUCCUUCUCCUCUUUUUCACUCCCCCUUCCUUUCAAGUUGAUGCAAAACUCUCCCACAAAAAUUGUAUUUAUUCACGGCGGCGGUACAACUCCAGGGAAGUUUUCUGCCAGGCUGCAGCUGCCAGGCAAGGAAGCAAGAAGCAAGGAGCUGGCGAUUUGGAGAACCUGCCCUUGCCAAAGUCUCCGCUCAGAGACAGGGGUUAGUGGGACAUUCCUUUUGGGAAUGUGCUCUGGGGUGGAGGGGAAAGAGAGAAGAUUCAGGAGAAAAGCUGGUUUGGAGGAGAAAGCGAUGAUUGUCAGAUCGUUUCUUAAGCGGCCGAAAAAUUCAGGAAGGAUUUGAGUGGAGUUUUUUUCCCCUUGCUUUAUUUUUUUUUGAUAAGUGGGAAAUUGUGGACUUUUAAGAUGGCACAUCCAGAUAUGUGAUUUUUUUUUUUUUUAAAUCAUCGGUAAAGUAAGCAACUUUGCCAAAUUUCCGAUAUAUGGGUAGAUUUGAGCAGACAAGCUUUGGACAUCUGCAACUGUGACAUCGGGGGAAAAAAAAGACCAGCCGCAGCUUAGAUGCCCCCUCUUCCCUUCUCCUGCACCUGAUUCUCCAGUCCUUCACCUUUUGGGUCUGCCCCUGUUUCGAAGAGGCCUCCAACGGUUCUGCAAUUUUUGACCUUUUUCCCCCUGGACGUUUUUUGGCCAAAAGGAGGAGGAGGAGGAGAAGAAGAUGAAACGGGGAAUGCCGAUUGACCUUCUGCUCUGAGCUCAAGUUUUUUUUUUUUUUUCGUUUUGAGAAGCUGCUGGCAGAGGGGAGCUUUGGCGUGGCUGACGUCGAAGCAGGCCAUCCAAAGACGAAAACGGCAUCACCGCUGGCGAUGGUUACAGGUUGCUUGCGAGUGGGAUUCGCUUGGCGUGACUAGGAGCUAGCAAAAGCCAGUUUACGGGAGAGACCCAGGAAAGACGAUCCACAGUCGGAUCCAUUUCCGAUUUCCAUCUCGAGAAGGUCGCUCCUCUCUUGGCUCGAAGAUGAGGUCCUCAAAAGAGAAGAGGCAACGAUGCUGGAGUUGGUUUGUCCUGGCGAUGCUGAUCUGCCAAGAAUUCCCGAAUUUCCCGCUGGUGUUGGCCAAGAAAGAGCGGAAGAAACCGAAGGAGCCUAACCAAUACACGGAGGCUCUCUCCAACACCACUCUUUCCAACAGUGAAGAAUUGAACGGACACUCCAAGAUGCUAGAAUCCCCAGACCCGCGCAUCACUGAUCCACGCCGGACAUGGAUUUCAUUUGUACAGCGUCCGGGUGAAGACAGCAACUCCAAAAAGAAAUGCAAAGGGAAAGAUAAAAAACGUGGUCUUGCUGGACCUCCGGGCCCCCCAGGUCCUCCAGGUCCCCCUGGUCAUCCUGGGGCUGAAGUCACCCAUGAAGUCUUAAUGCAAGAAUUUAAAGACAUGUUAAAAGAAGCCACUGAACGGCGGGCAUCUCCAGUUCUCCCAUCCCAUCCCAGUGAGAUGCCGGUGAUGUUACCGCCUCUGGAGGAGAUCUCCUUCUACCGGCGAGUGGAGGAAGCCUUCCAUUGCAAACUCAAGGGGCAAAUCAUCGUGGACAAGAAAACCUUGAUGGAACUCCAGAACUUUCAGAUGCCUUUAGCCAAAGGAGCUUUUCUCCGAGGAUCCGGAUUAAAUUUAACAACUGGGAGGUUUACAGCUUCGGUAUCUGGCAUUUAUCAGUUUUCAGCCAACGUCCACAUAGACCACAGUGAGCUGAAAAGUAAACUGCAGCUUCGAGCAAGAGACAAUGUCCGAGUUUUGAUCUGCAUUGAAUCCCUCUGCCACCGAUAUACAUCUUUGGAGGUGAUCGCUGGGCUGGAAAGCAACAGUAAAGUUUUUACGGUUUACGUUCAUGGAUUGCUCCAACUCCAGGCUGGACAAUACACCUCGAUCUUUGUGGACAACAGCGCCGGGGCCCCCGUUACCAUUCAGAACGGAUCUGACUUCAUGGGCAUGUUUGUGGGAGUCUAACUCCCAAGACCAUCUGCCACGGAGAACGGAGGGUGGGGUGGGGUGGGGAGAAAACGCCUCUGGCCAUCGCAUGGAGAAGCUUGAACU